CAAGCAAAUGACAGAUAAACUAAACUUCAGACUAGGAGAAACACUUACACUCAAUUGAACAAAACAAUUAUUAUCAAAAUGGCUUCUGAAGAUCAAGAACAACGUACCUUACACCUUGUUGGCAUUGGCGUCGGUCACUCAAUUGCUCCGCCGAUGCACAACCACAUUGCUCAAUCCCUCGGGCUCCCAUGGACAUUUUACGCUACAGAACGUGUCACCAUCGACGAUCUAAUGGACCUUGCGCGAAAAGACACCACAGCCGGUCUAGUCGUGACAAUGCCUUACAAGAACGCCAUCAUUCCUCGUCUCGAUGCGUUGGAUGACCUUGCUGCGACUAUCGGUGCCUGCAAUAACGUCUACCGAGAUUGGGAAGAUCCCAAGAAGUUACGCGGAACCAAUACUGAUUGGCGCGGCAUCAAGGGCUGUCUGCUCGAGAAGGGAGACCAGGCUGGCGUGCCGGUUCUGAACAAACCAGCUUUGAUCGUUGGUGCUGGAGGAGCUAGUCGAGCUGCUGUCUAUGCACUCAGCUUAUACUUCAAAUCUUCAAUUAUCUACGUGUUGAAUCGCGAUGAGCAAGAAGUCAAAGAUCUCAUGCGCGACUCACAAAAGAUCUCUCCUGUUCCGACCAUCAUCCACGUCAAAGAGGGAGAAGCCAAGAGUCUCGAGACACCAUACUACGUCGUCGGUACGGUGCCCGAUUUUGAACCUCAAACGCCCGACGAGCUUGCUGUUCGAGCCAACCUGGAAGAGUUUCUGUCUCGCCCCGAGAAGGGAGUUUUACUUGACAUGUGCUUUAAACCUAGAAGAACGAGAAUGAUUAAGCUGGCGGAGCAGAAGGGAUGGCCUACGGUGGAGGGAACGCAUGUUAUUGGAUAUCAGAUUGAGGAGCAGUGGAGGCUUUGGGCUGGUGAAGAGAGGGUGAAAAGGCUUGAUAGGGAGGGAUCUUGGAAGGUUCUUAUGGACUCGGCUGAGAAAAGUCCAGGCAUUAACUUCUAGAUCUUAUAUAGAAAUUGAUGGAAAUUAUUCUG
Molecule: messenger RNA, 1028 nt
Organism: Fusarium redolens
Lineage: Eukaryota; Fungi; Ascomycota; Sordariomycetes; Hypocreales; Nectriaceae
Exons: 1
Coding region: 79-996 (305 amino acids)
Biological process (GO): chorismate biosynthetic process; shikimate metabolic process
Molecular function (GO): shikimate 3-dehydrogenase (NADP+) activity
Source: RefSeq, a predicted model, not a curated record